AUGAACGAGGUGAGGGAAGCUGCGGGACUUGCUGCGUUUGGGAACGCAACUGCUAAUGGACAAGUACUGCCGGAACCCUCUGUCCGGACAAAUACGAUAGUAGCUGCAACUUUGUGGAACGAAAUCUGCGUAGAAAUAACAGGGAUGUUUCGCCUCUUCCCUGUUCCAAUCAUUCUUGUGUCCGUGUUCUAUGGACACGAGGCAGUAAGUGCUGCCGUAACUGGAACAGCAGGCAGCGACGGUACUGAAGCUCAGGAGUUAGAGGGAACAUUCGCUUACCAUCCCAACGGAAAAGACUGCAAGGCGGCAGUGCAGUACUGGAAGGACGGAUUUUCACUCUUCAACAACGAGCUGCCCCCAACGUACACAGAGCCAGAAAACCCUGCGGUGUACACUGAAAAAGCCAUUUCCUUUGUGGCCCUCUAUAACCCUCAGCCGAAGCCUGUAGCCAGCUGUGCCCUAGUCACCUGCACACAAGGAGGCGCGUUUGCUGCCCCACGAAUGUUAAAAAGCCACGAAGGGCUCUCGACAAGAAGACUUCAAGGUGAAGAGGAUUCUACUACUGCCGUUAUCUGCUUGACGAACCCGGUGGCGCUCUCGAAUGGACAAAAGCCAUUCGAGGAAGAGGUGUGGCAGAAGAUUGUCCAAGCUAUAGUUGGUACUGAAGAGAGCAACGGGGUUUCGCCAGUCAGGCCAUCAUUGGCAGUUGGUUUCAUAAUGAUGCUUUUUGCCUACGCGCUUUUUUAA
Eimeria necatrix is the source of this 747-nucleotide messenger RNA. RefSeq names its product SAG family member. Lineage: Eukaryota; Apicomplexa; Conoidasida; Eucoccidiorida; Eimeriidae. The record is from RefSeq and is a predicted model, not a curated record.